This is a messenger RNA of Dichomitus squalens LYAD-421 SS1, 654 nucleotides long. RefSeq lists its product as uncharacterized. NCBI's taxonomy places the organism in Eukaryota, Fungi, Basidiomycota, Agaricomycetes, Polyporales, Polyporaceae. The coding region runs from base 1 to 654 and encodes 217 amino acids. The record is from RefSeq and is a predicted model, not a curated record. The transcript has 3 exons. Gene Ontology annotation, molecular function: monoatomic ion channel activity. Gene Ontology annotation, biological process: monoatomic ion transport; transmembrane transport. Gene Ontology annotation, cellular component: membrane.
AUGACCAAGGAUGAAAUCACAAAAAACAUCGCGAAUCGUUUUGUCCACUCCCAGACAUACAUCAUCCUAUACCUCGCCAUGGCGGCGCUCUCGAUUACAACAGUCGUCCUGAGUUUGGUCAACGAGUGUCCCACGCUGCCCUUCUACAUCCUGGAAUUCAUCAUCAAUGCCGCAAUGAUUCUUGAGGUUGGGAUCCGAUUCGUGGCAUUCGGCCGGCAAUUCUGGAAGUCCCUCUGGAAUGUCAUGGACUUGGUCAUGACCGCGUUCUGCGUCAUCACCCUUCUCGUCAUAUUCUUCUCCGGAUGCGGCAAUACAAGCAAAGAAGAAGAACUCAUCGAUACUUUGCUUCUCGUCGCCCGGAAUGUGCUUCAGUUCGGCCGUCUCGCCACGGUUAUGCGGCAAUCUGGCCAAUCAAUAUUCACGCGCCCCAAACCAAUCGACCUCUCUGCCCCUCGGAGAGGUGGGUUCACUAUGGACAUCGACAUGGAGGACGAGGAGGAUGCGGGCGAGCUUGCACGACCAUUAAUACGGAGCGAUGUCGUCUUCGAUGCUGGCGAGGAGCACCCGCAACGCGCGCCGAUGUCGGACAUGCCGCGAGCAGUGCAGGCGGCCCAGGAGCGCGACGAAGAAGAUGUGUGGGCGUCACUGGGCUGA